GUCUAACCCAGUUCUACUUCAAAUUGAUGUUCUGUUAACAUAAUCAAUGCUAUCAGUAUUUGUAGGUUAUUUUACUGUUUGUAAACCUUGUGUUUGAAUAUGGAAAAAAGUGCUAAAACUGAAGUUUCUCCUUUACAAAAUUAUUUUAAUUAUGAUACCAGUUCUGAAUCGAAUGUUUUCGAUGAACUUUCAACUGCGAAUUCUUCGGCGAUGAUGUCAAGUAUAGUGGAAUCAAAGUCCACUCAAGAUUUAUUCAACGCAGCCGUUAAGAAGAAAACUGUAGAGAUAACUAAUAAUAUAACUACCCUUUCUCUUGAUCCUAAGGAAAGUGAACCAGUGGUUUGCAAAAUAUUUUCGCAAGACAACUCAUCAAAAACAUUUUUUGAUUUGAUUAGUCCUUCUUCUGAACUAGACAGUGAUAUGGGUUCUAGGGAGUUUCACAGUAGUUCAUUAACUUCAUUUACAGAUUCAUCAGCGAGCAAUGAAGGUCCAUACCCAUCACCAUUGCAGGGUUUUGAAGAUGUAUCUGAUGUAUUAAAUGGAAUGGAAAGUGAUCGAUCAAGGGAAGCUUGGAUACCUUCAGAAGAAACUAGACGUGCCCUAAUAUUAGCCGCAACAUCAUCCCCAGGUUCUUAUACUCCUGAAAAAGAGUUGUUAACUAUGCCUGGUACUGUUUUAGAAGAAGAUAUGGUAGAUGGUGUUUACCAAUUAAUGAAACAGUAUUUCUCAGAGUCUGAAGCAAACCAGCGUAAAGUUUUAACAGUUUCUGAUGUCUCACAGGAUGAAAGAGGUCUCAGGGAAUUGAUUCAAGCAGAAUGUUUCAGAGCUGCUGUUAAUCUUACUGGAAGAUUGUUGACUCCUUAUGGACAAGGGUAUAAUAAACAAGGACAACCAAGUAAACACACGGUAUACACAAUACAGUUAUGGUUUACUCGUUUUUGUUUGUUAUUAAAACUGAAUGCAUUUCAAGUCGUUGAAUCUGAAGCUAACCCAUGGUGGGAUUUAGAUAAGCCUGACCUAUACUACCAGUUUUACCCAGAAUUAUAUGGUGGUAAAUUAGGUACUAUGGUCCCUUUUCAAAUGAGGCUUUUAUUAGCAAGUUUACCAGCUUAUUUAAAAAAUUGCCCUAAAGCCUUUGAAAGACUUUAUAGUGUUUUGGCAAUUGUGCGAAAGAUACUUUCAAAUUUAGAUAAUGGCAAAAGUGAAGAUGGUAGUCUCUUUGAGCUAAGUCCAAAAGAAAGGGAAAUAUCUAAACAAGUAUGGAGUUCAAGAGAAGCGAGAGUUCUUCACUCUAUUAUUAACGUUGCUUUAAUGGCUAAAAAUUUUAUCUUAGCUAUUGAAGUAUUGCAAUCCCUAGCUGAAAAAAGUGUGUCUAUAAAUCAAAAAAGGGCACUAGAAUCUUCUCUUGGAAGGAUAUUUUUACAAGUUGGUGAUGUCAUAAAUGCUGAAAAGUGUUUUACUGUAGCAAAUUCAUUAAAACGUAAUAAGAAAAAUACGUUGAGCACAAAUACUGCUGAUCUUCGUGAAUUAGUCGAUCAAGGAUUGGUUCAUGUCGCCCAGAACAACUACAAAGAAGCUCAUGAAUUGUUUCAAAAAGCAUCACUUCUGGAUCCAUCUAAUAUCAUGGUCUUAAACAACAUAGCUGUUUGUUUAUUGUAUAUGGGACAGUUAAAAAAUGCCUUGACAAUUUUAACUUCUGCCAUUGAUAGUAACCCUAGACAUGCUUUACAUGAAGCUUUACUUAUCAAUGUGUGUACAUUAUUUGAGUUGGAAAGUUCACAUUCUGAUCAAAAUAAACUAGCUUUACUUCGACAAGUAGCUAAGUAUCGUGGUGAUGCAUUUAAUGUAUCGUGUCUGAAAUUGCCAUUAAAGUAGCAUUCAUGUAACCGAUUUAGUUAUGGUUUUAAAAAAACUGGUUAUUUUAAAAGAUUCUACAAGAAGAAGUAUUAGUUUUCUAAUAAUGUUACUGAUAAGGUAUAUACCUUGUUAAAUUAUUUUGUAUAUAUUUUAUUUAUUUAUUGUAAAUAUAUGUAAAAAAAAAUUUGUAUAUGUAUUCAAAAAGGC
Messenger RNA from Nezara viridula (southern green stink bug), 2064 nucleotides. The record is from the annotation of a GenBank genome assembly. Lineage: Eukaryota; Metazoa; Arthropoda; Insecta; Hemiptera; Pentatomidae.